Molecule: messenger RNA, 7323 nt
Organism: Eriocheir sinensis (Chinese mitten crab)
Lineage: Eukaryota; Metazoa; Arthropoda; Malacostraca; Decapoda; Varunidae
Gene: Kdm5
Product: lysine-specific demethylase 5A-like
Exons: 24
Coding region: 137-5044 (1635 amino acids)
Biological process (GO): chromatin remodeling
Cellular component (GO): nucleus
Molecular function (GO): DNA binding; histone demethylase activity
Source: RefSeq, a predicted model, not a curated record
CGACCCGUCAGUAGUAAACAGAAGGCGUGGGGAGGUGGACGCCCGCCAGCCGCUCGCUUGUCCCCCCUGCCCUCCUACCUCGGACAUGACUUCUCCUGCUCCUACGGCGUGAUUUUUUUUCCUGCCGAUUUCCAAGAUGACCUCGCCGGAGUUCCAGUUCAUCCCUCCGCCUGAAGCCCCCGUGUUUAAGCCGACGUGGGAGGAGUUUCAGGACGCCCUGGGAUACAUUAACAAGAUACGGCCCAUCGCGGAGCAGUCCGGGAUCUGUAAAAUAAUCCCCCCGCCGGACUGGCAGCCUCCCUUUGCUGUUGAUGUUGAUAACUUCAAGUUCACACCACGUAUCCAGAGGCUCAAUGAGCUUGAGGCUCACACACGGAUCAAGCUAAACUUUUUGGACCAAAUUGCUAAAUUCUGGGAACUGCAAGGUUCCUCUCUGAAAAUACCUGUUGUUGAGAGAAAAGCACUGGACCUGUACUCUUUGCAUAGAAAUGUCUGGACAGAAGGUGGUAAUGAACAAGUCUCCAAGGAGCGAAAAUGGAACAGAAUAGCAUCUCGCAUGGGAUUUCCUUCAAACAAAAACCUUGGAGCCCUGUUGAAAGCACAUUAUGAGAGGAUUCUGCAGCCUUUUGACAUUUUUAACAAAGGCAAAUUAGUACCCCAAGUGAAAACAGAGGUGAAGGAGGAAGAUGUUGAUACAGUGGACAAGGACUACAAGCCUCACAAAAUACCAAGCCGUAUGGCAGGAAAGAUCCCAGAAAGUGAAAAGAAUGGCCGCCGCUCACGUCGCCAUCCUGAUCUCUCAGAUGCCAAAACUGACACCCAGGUUGGUUUUGGCUCUGAGGAUGAGGAAGAUGGGAAAGGCAGCAAGGAACUUAAGAGGCUUCAGUUUUAUGGUGCUGGACCCAAGAUGGCUGGCUUUGACAAGUCUUCGCCCGAGGAUACGGGAAAGACACGUGGAAAGAAAGUUGAUUAUUCAGACCAUGACCCACUGGCAAAAUACAUCUGCCUCAACUGUGGACGGGGGGAUGCUGAGGACCAAAUGCUUCUAUGUGAUGGGUGUGAUGACUCUUACCACAUCUUCUGUCUGGUACCACCCCUUCUGGAUAUACCAAAAGGAGACUGGAGGUGCCCCAAAUGUGUGGCAGUUGAGGUCAGCAAGCCUGUUGAAGCUUUUGGUUUUGAGCAGGCCCAGAAAGAAUACACUCUUCAGUCUUUUGGAGAAAUGGCUGACAAAUUUAAACAAGACUACUUCAAUAUGCCAGUACAUCUGAUUCCUACUGACAUGGAAGAACGAGAGUUUUGGCGCAUUGUUUCCUCCAUUGAUGAGGAUGUAACUGUGGAGUAUGGAGCUGACCUGCACACCAUGGAUCAUGGUUCAGGUUUCCCAACCAAGAAUUCCAAGAACCUUCUGCCUGCAGAUCAGGAAUAUGCCAGCAGCAGUUGGAAUCUAAACAAUCUACCAGUGCUGGAGGGCUCUGUCCUGGGUCACAUCAACUGUGAUAUCUCUGGCAUGAAGGUGCCCUGGAUGUAUGUGGGGAUGUGCUUCUCAACCUUUUGUUGGCACAAUGAAGACCAUUGGAGUUAUUCCAUCAACUACUUACACUGGGGUGAACCAAAGACAUGGUAUGGCGUACCUGGUGGAAUGGCAGAGCAGUUUGAGGAGGCUAUGAAGAAUGCUGCCCCAGAACUGUUCCAUGCACAACCAGAUUUGCUCCAUCAGCUAGUCACUAUCAUGAACCCAAACAUUCUUAUGAAAGCAGGUGUGCCAAUAGUACGAACAGAUCAGCAUGCAGGAGAGUUUGUCAUCACCUUCCCCAGGUCAUACCAUGCCGGCUUCAAUCAGGGUUACAACUUUGCUGAAGCUGUUAACUUUGCCCCACCAGACUGGCUGGCCAUUGGUCGAGAGUGUGUCCUUCACUACAGCAACCUGAAGCGGUACUGUGUGUUCUCUCAUAAUGAGCUGGUGUGCAAGAUGGCAUCAACCCCUGAUGAGCUGGAUCUCACAGUAGCUGCUGCCACCUAUCAGGAUAUGCUACGAAUGGUUGACCUUGAGAAAAAACUACGCAGAUCCCUUCUCCAUUGGGGUGUAACCAGUGCAGAAAGGGAAGCUUUUGAGCUGCUUCCUGAUGAUGAGAGGCAGUGUGACUUCUGCAAAACAACUUGCUUCCUGUCAGCAGUAACAUGCUCCUGCACUCAAGAACGCUUGGUCUGCUUGAGGCACUACAAAAUGCUCUGUGAAUGUCCACCAGAAAAUCACACAUUGAGGUACCGUUAUACUCUAGAUGAGUUGCCACCUUUGCUGCAACGACUGAAAGUCCGGGCUGAGUCUUUUGAUCACUGGGCUGUCAAGGUGAAGGAAGCAUUGGAGGCAAAGUCAGAAGAAAAAUUAGAGCUAAGUGAAUUAAGAGAGCUGGUUGAAGAAGCAGAAACUCAGAGGUUCCCAGAGAGUGAGUUGCUGCAGACACUUAUUCAAGCAGUUACAGAAGCAGAAAAGUGUGCUACUGUUGCUGCCCACUUAGCCACCAAAAAAGUUCGCACUAGGACACGUGGGAGUGGAGAAGCCAAGAGUAGACUGACUCUGGAAGAGCUGAGACUGUUCCAUGAGCAGAUAGAGUCUCUGGCAUGUGUAGUGCGAGAAGGGGAAGCUGUGAAAGACCUCCUCAACCGAGUCACUACCUUCCAGCAGGAGGCAGUAGAAUUGCUCAACCAAGACACUCCAGAUUCAGAAGUUCUUACCAAAAUGGUGGAUACUGGCUGCUCACUGGACAUAGACUUGCCAGAGCUUCCUAGGCUUAAGCACAAGCUGCAACAGGUUGAGUGGCUAGAGGAAGUGGAGGAGACAUUGGAGGGAUCAGUAACAGUUGAUUGUGUAAGGAAGCUCCUGGACUCAGGUAUAUCUCUGCCUCCACACCCAAAGAUUGAAAAGGCCAUGGCACAACUGCAGCAGCUUCUAAACAACAUGGAAACUUGGGAAGAAAAAGCUAGUCAAGCACUGAAUGCCAAACCAGGCAUCAGUGUAAGUGAGGGUGAGGAACUAGUGAAGCAAGCUGAGGAGGUUCCUGCUCACUUGCCUAGUGUUGCUGCCCUCAAGGAUGCUGUAAAGAGAGCCCGUGAGUGGACCAACAAGGUCACUACACUCCAGAAAGGAGAGACUGCCCCGUUGCUAGAAACAGUGGAAAGCUUGGUGGCGAGGGGACGUCCCAUCCCCCUGAACCUGGAGCCAUUGGCAGAACUUGAAGAAAAUGUAGAAGCAGCCCAUGCUUGGCUAGAGAAGACAGCUCGAACAUUCUUGAAGAAAAACUCUCAUCUGACUUUGCUUGAAGUUCUGGUGCCAAGAACAGACAUUGGUGUUGUAUCUGGCAAGAGGAAGAGAGUCAAGAGAGAGGAGAUGUCAGCUCAGCAGCAGCAGGCCCAGCUCUUGGACAUAUCUUUGGAGGAUGCUGCUAAUUCAGCAUUAGUAGUGAAGGCCUUCAAAGAAUGCGAGGAGAGGGAGCUUGGAGCCAUGAGAGCUCUGAGGGCUCACAACCGCAAUAAACGAGAUGGUGACAUUCCACAAGAAGGAGCUACAUUUUGCCUCUGUCACAAGCCCCCACAGCCCACCAUGUUAACAUGUUCUCUGUGCCUCGAUCUAUUUCACAGUGCAUGUGUUCCUUCCUCUCACCGUAGUAAAGUGAAGCUGAGUAAUGAAGGCAGGUUCUUGUGUCCGUCAUGUGAGCGGUCAAGACGCCCACGCCUCGAAACCAUCCUCUCUCUCUUAGUCACACUCCAGAAAUUACCUGUCAGGUUGCCAGAAGCAGAGGCUUUGCAGUGCCUGACAGAGCGAGCCAUGUCUUGGCAGGACCGUGCCCGUAACCUUAUGAAGACAGAAGAGUUAACAGAUGCCUUGGCUAAGUUGUCAGUAUUCUUACAAAAACUAGUGGAGGCCCAAGUUAAGCAGCAGCAGCAGCACAAAGGAACACCCUCUCAAGGACAAGAUGAAAAAAUGGAGAUUGAUGAGUCUACAAAUGAUGAUUCCUUGCUCAGUGAAGACAGUGAACCCAAAGUGGAUGUUGAAAAGGACAGUGCAGGCAAAAAGCUUGAUGAGGGUAGCUGGGAACAUGCUUAUUCCAGUAACAAACAGAGCAAGGAAAAGAAGUCUGAAGUCGACAAAGCACGUUGGAGCCGUCUGGUGGCCAGUCUCAUGGAGAACCAAGAUACUCCCCUCAUUACCCUUAAUCCGAGAACCCGUUCCCAAGUGCAGGACCUUUUGGUGGAAGGAGAAUUGCAGGAAGUGAGUCUUGAUGAAACUACACACAUGUGGAGGGUUCUGCAGGCUGCCAGUCAUCCACCAUCCAUGUUGCAAGAUACCCUUCUUUCAUUUAAUAAUGCAAGUGGAGGAAAUGAUGAAAACAAAGCAAAGAAGACGGCUCCUAAAAAACGCAAGUCCCAGGUCGAGGGAUUGGAUGAGUCACCAAAGUCCCCUCACAAAUCUCUUAUAAAGAAAGCCAAAUUUGGGAAAGUUUCUCCCAUUGAUGGAAAAACUCCAAAGGGUGUAGUGAAGAAGAAAAUGCUUCCUAAAUCUAUAGAGAAGAAAAAGAAAGAAGGAACAGGAGCAGGAGCUAGUGGACCAGGGGGAGGAGGAGGAGGAGGAGGAGGAGGAGGAGGAGGAGGAGGAGUAGGAGGAGGACCAAAUAAAGAUGGCCCCAAGAAAAAAACCACAGGUGUUGGUAGAAAGAAAAAAAUGCAGUCUGCCACACCAAACAGUUUACAGAGUGAUGAUGAUGAUGAUGACAUAGAUGAGGCCUGUGCUGCUAGCAAGUGCCAGCACCCUGGAGGUCAGAAUGUAGAUUGGGUGCAGUGUGACGGGUGUGAGGGAUGGUUCCACUACGUAUGUGUUGGGCUGAAGGCUGGCGACGUGCAUGAGGAUGAAGAAUACAUGUGCUUGAAGUGCACCACCAAACAACCUAUACCCAAGCCAGGAGAGUUGACGGAAGAGGAAAGUGUGGACAUCCUCCUCAGCCUGGCCUCAACCCUGCCACCUAAGGAUUCUGUUACUCUGAAGUAAACCUAUUAUUCUCCAUUUUGUUGAAAGAAAAAUUAAGGACUUUUAGCUUGACAAGGGAUCUUACAGCCUUAACUGUACCAAGCUCAUGAGAUCUUGGAGGAAAGCAAGUGAUCUAGAAGACUUGAUACAUUUUUCCCUGAAAAUCAUGGUUACUCUGUUGUUAAAAAAAAACCAAAAAAAAAACAAAAAACAUGUGCUAUGUGUACAUGUAGUUCAGCAUUGUGUAAGGGUAAAGUAUAGUGUGGAUCAUUCAGUACCUGCUGUGAAGUCAUUUUUUUAAGGUUAUCCCUCAACCAGUUAACCUGAUAUAGUAUUAAGGAAGUUUUGAUUGUGUCAUAUGAAACAAAUCUGUAGUUUCUGACAUUUCCUAGUUAAGCAUUUGGUCACAUGAGCAGUGCUGACAGCCAAGUUUUAUUUUUUACAAAUACUGCUAUACUUAUCGUUUUGUCCACAGUAGGCAGUCCAACUACAUAUGUUAAUUAGUAGAUCUGAACUUGUGACUUUGUGUAUUGGGCAGUUAUUAGCAGUUGUAGUAUUGAAGUGCCCUUCACUAAGUGUAGGUUUCAGAACAAAGAUAGUGUUUGUGUCCAGACAGGAUUAUUUAUUUUUCUCAUUUUUUUUAUAGGUAUUAAGGAGGGAAAUCCUUUGGUUAAGGAUUAUAAAACUUUAAGGGCGACAUCAGCUUAUACUUUGUUUUCAUGUCCUAAUGCAAGUAGUUUUGUACAAAUAUGAGUGAGUGAUUAUGUAUGCUGUAGAUUAUGCUGUAUUCUGUGUUUGUAAUAUUUGCAAUGGCAAUAUUUCUGGAUUAUGUUAUAAUUUUAAUUUUCACUAUCUUUCCCUAAAACGUACAAAUUAUUGUCCAUCAUGUCAAUUUCAUCAGAUUCAUUGUAUAUCCUAUAAAAUGAAAUAUUUAUGAUGGCACCCAGAAAUUAAAUGUUUCCACAAUGUAGAUUUCAUUCUUCCAUGGCUGUGUAGUGUACUGAAAGUAUUUCACAUGUUCACAAGUUACUAGGUAUCAUAGUAUUACUGAGCUUAUACAAAUUCAUUCUUUUACCUUCCAGGAAAUGUGUAUGUAAUUUUAUAAAGUCAGAACAUUUCACAUAAACUACUUUGGUAUUUAUAAUAAAUGGAGAGUAUUAUUCUAGUAUGCUUGUGAAAAGCUUGUAAAUAAUUGUAUUUCACAGGCAUCAAUGAAGUAGCAUUGCUUGUAUCUUUGAUUUUUAGAAUUUAUAAAAGUAAAUGAGUUAUAACAAGAUACCUUACAGAGCUACAGUGCAGUUUAGUGUUUUCAAAUUAAACUUACAAACAUGUAUAAAAGUUAAUAUUAAGAUAAUUGACUCCAUCCAUCCACAAACAAACAUUAUCAAGGCCUUUUUUUAUUUUUUCAAAAUGUUUUGUGGGGUAACAGUUUCCCAGUACAACUGCAUGUUCUUGAUAUGUUAUGGCUGGGUAAGAUGCUCUAGAGCACUGGUUAUAGCUUGUGACUAAUGAAUGCUUCAGCUUACAUAAAAUUUGGAAUUAAAGAUCUAAUGUAUCUUAGCAAUAACAAAUUUAGUUUCAUAAAUGCAGUUCCUUUUGAAUUCUGGCAAUGUUUAGGUGCUAUCUUCCCUUUCCUCCAUAACUCAUUUCAUUACCAUAUCAUCAGUCCACCCAGCACCCAGUUUGGGUACCCGAUCUCAGUUGCCACCCGCCUCAUUUUGAAAUCUAUCAGUGAAGUGGUAGAUUUACUUUCUUAUAUGUUGAUAUGUAUCACUGCUGUCUAGUUGCAGAACUAUCUAAGAUAAGCACUUCAUUUUGACUCUAUGUACAUAAUACCACAACACAUUAUUGUAUACUAUUUGUUUCAUAUCCCCUUUUUUUCUCUCCCACUUGUAAGAGCAAUCAACAGUGCUGAAAUGUCCAUAUUUGUUACAGGUACGUUUUUCCUCUACUAUACAGGCAUUUCAGAAUUGUAAUCUUUUCCCUGUUGGGGCAACUGUUCUGCGUGUGCCACCUCUUGGCAGUUAUCGAGGAACAAAUUGGUAAUCAUUUCUUUGUGAUCAGGUACAGUAGAGUGGUAGAUAUUUUUACAAACUGGCCUCUCACAAAACCUUUGCUUAUAGCCACAUCUGAAUAUUCAGAAUAUAUUUUGGGUGGCAGAGAGCAUAAUCACAAGGUAAUUUUCUUUACUUCAGAUGUCACAGGAACAUGUUACUGAUUUGUGCCUCAAUUUACCAGUGUACCUGUGUUAGUUUAGCUGCACUGCUCAUGGUAUUAAAGGAUAUCUUGAAGCUUUAUAA